ACGUAGAGUGACGUAAGUGACGUAAUUACUGUAAACACGGAAAUCGGGUCAAAGGCGAGAGAUUGAGUUGAAGUUUUACAGUGCUUUGACGGUUACAGAAAUACUUCUUGUAUUCAUGUUUUAGUGGCGUAAGAUAGUAUGCGUGUACUCUCGAAAUAUUUGUCACCACCUUUUCAUGGGAGGAUUCGAGGAGAUUUAGUAUUCCAGUCAACGUGUGCCUAAAAGGAUGAGUGCAAAAAAACUGCGUGUUGCUGUAAUUGGUGCAGGGGCUUCAGGCCUCUGUGCUGCCAGACAUCUCCUACUACGCCAGGACAUCUUCUUUCCUCCAGUUGUUUAUGAAAGGACGAACCAUGUUGCAGGAAUUUGGGUGUAUGAUGAGCGGUUUGGCCAAGAUGAAAAUGGUCUUCCUGUUCACAGCAGUAUUUACCGUGACCUCAGAACAAACCUUCCAAAGGAAAUAAUGGCUUUCCCAGAUUAUCCAUUUGAUCCAUUGCUACCUUCCUUCAUGCACCACACCGUGGUCAGGCAGUAUCUGGAAGAAUAUUGUAACAGUUCUGGCAUCACUGAACACAUAAGGUUUAAUACCCUGGUAGAAGAUGUGAGGCCCAUCAUUACAGAAGCAUCCAGUAGUGGAACAACAUGGCAGGUCUCCUCCAUCAAAGGAAAACAGACUUUUACAGACUGCUUUGAAGCUGUGUUUGUUUGUAAUGGACAUUACUCUGUCCCUCAUAUUCCUGAGAUUCCUGGUUUGGAGAACUUUACAGGACGUAUAAUGCACAGCCAUGAUUAUCGAACACCAGAACCAUUCACUGGACAAAGUGUGGUGUUGUUGGGUGUGGGACCUUCAGGACUGGACAUUGCACUGGAUUUGUCUACUGUCACAGCCCAUGUAACAAUAAGCCACAACAACAGUCCUUUAUCUUGCCCACUACCCAAAGGAGUGUAUCAAGUCCCUGGAGUGAGAUCAGUGAAUAAACAGGGGGAACUUGUGUUUAAGGAUGGUACACGAACCAAACCUGACAUCUUCAUGUUUUGCACAGGCUAUAAAUACACAUUUCCCUUCUUGUCACAAGAAGUUGCUGUGGAUGUGCAUGAGAAUUACAUUACCCCUUUAUACAAGCAUCUGGUGCACACUGCCUUCCCGUCUCUUUUCUUCGUUGGCCUUUGUCAGAUGAUCUGUCCAUUCCCAUUUUUUCACUGUCAGGUGUUGUUUGCCUUGGCCGUGCUGAAUGGUUCAUGCAAAUUGCCUACUCGUGAUCAAAUGGACCAAGAAACAGCUCAGGAAACUUUGUCUCGCCUUCAAAGUGGAAUAUUACAGCGCCACCUUAUGAGAGUGCGUUAUGAACAGUGGCAUUACACUGACAAACUGGCACAGAUGGGUGGGUUUCCCCCACUGCCAGGUUUUACAAAACGUCUAUUUGAGGAGGUUAACAGGUGCAGAAGAGCUGACCCCAAUAUAUAUAAGACACAAAACUAUGAAAUUGUGAAUGAGCAUGAGUGGAAGCACAAAAAAAAAACCUAGUGACAUAGUUUUCAUAUCUGAGUCAGCAGAAGGUAGCUAGUAUAGAUAACUGCAAUUAGAACAUGUUGUGGACAUUGGAUUCUUGAUCAUCUUAGCCUAGAAUGGCUAUUUCUAUGAAUUUGAGCUGACCGGUCAGGCAGAUAUACUGAACAUUGUUAACCAUUUCAGAGAAAAGUAGAAAUUUAGUGUCUGAAUUUCUAUAGCGCACAUCAGCUAAAAGUUAUGUUUGUGAGAAGAUGUGUAAUACUGGUUCCUAGGACUGAUCCUUGGUGCUCAGUGACGGAUUAAUUGGCUUUUUUUUUCUUAAUUAAGGCCAUGUUACAUUAUAGACUUCAUUUGCAUGAUCUUAGAGAGUAAGGGACUGGCAGUGCUCCUGUGAAUAUUAAACCUGUGUAGUAAGACAUACCCAGUGAUUUAGUCCAAAUAGUCUGCGAUUAUCCCUGAUAAAAUUAAACAGAUUUGAUUUUGUCUUGAGUCAUAGGGAAGCAGUGUGCACUUGCCCGAAAGUACAAUGCAUAUAAUACACUGAUAAGAAAUAAGGAACAUUGGCAUUUAGAUAGGACCAGACAUACAUGAGACAAGCUCGUCUGUCUAAUGAUGCAUAUUUUAUGUGCAUGGCAAAAUGAUAAAAAAAUAAGAAAAAAAGGCUUGGAUCGUGGACGAACUUGCUGUACCCAAACCCUUUGCAUGGGCACUGCCAGUCAGGUAGCAUGUGUUUGGCUGUCAGAAAAAGGAACCAGCUCCCAGUACAUUGGUAAUGUGAAAAUAUGCUGGACAGCGAUCACAAAAUUUCAUAAUUUGACAUACUCUAUAAUUACAUUGGUAAUGUGAAAAUAUGAUGGACAGCCAUCACAAAAUUUCAUAAUUUGACAUACUCUAUAAUGUGUAAUUUGGCAUGUUUGGUUUGACAAGAUUACCAGCUUUCAUCUUCAAGCCUGACAUCCCUUCUGACUAGAAGUUGUGCAAUGGCUGAGCAUGACAUGACAUUGGCUUUAGAAAGUGUUUCUUACCUGGCCUUCCAAAUCGGCAUGCACUUGCUACUCUUGAUAGCUUGUAUGCCUUUUUUUUCUUUUAAAUCUUCGCCACACAGACGAAUUCACAUAAUUUAGAUUAUAGUUGAACUGUACAUUGAUUUCUGAGAAAUCAAAAUACACAGAAAAAUCAUAGUGAUUGCUGCCUUUUUUUUAAAUCCACUGAAUUUUUGCUCAUUUUUAAAAAUACAUGCCAUGACAAAUUUUGAUGUGUUUAGAUUUUUUUUAUUUGAUCUAUCUGUACAUUAAUCUAUCUGUUAAAUAGUAGUAGUAAUAAUAAUAAUGUGUUUCAGUUUUUUUUCUUUUCAUUCUUUUAUUGAGAUUUGAAUGUGAAUGGAAGUACAUUUUUGACAACCAUAAAUUAGGGCUACCAAAGAUUUGCAAAUAAAAUCAGAUCAGUUUGUCAUGUUUUUUUU
Polypterus senegalus (gray bichir) is the source of this 2969-nucleotide messenger RNA. RefSeq names its product flavin-containing monooxygenase FMO GS-OX-like 4. The record is from RefSeq and is a predicted model, not a curated record. Gene Ontology annotation, molecular function: N,N-dimethylaniline monooxygenase activity; flavin adenine dinucleotide binding; NADP binding. Bases 227 to 1522 code for a protein of 431 amino acids. Lineage: Eukaryota; Metazoa; Chordata; Cladistia; Polypteriformes; Polypteridae. The transcript is spliced from 7 exons.